Molecule: messenger RNA, 3354 nt
Organism: Fusarium pseudograminearum CS3096
Lineage: Eukaryota; Fungi; Ascomycota; Sordariomycetes; Hypocreales; Nectriaceae
Exons: 5
Coding region: 1-3354 (1117 amino acids)
Source: RefSeq, a predicted model, not a curated record
AUGAAUUCCGACGUCAAUCGACACAGCACCCCCAGUGAUGCUGACACCUGUACACCGAAAUUCAAGGAUGCAAAUUCAUUCGACGAAUACGUUUGUUCUCUACAGGCUGGGGGCACAACGACAGAAGAGGUACUUCGAGAAGUCUUACUGUGCCUAACUAAAGAUACGAGGCAUGGCCUACUGCCAUCAUCCCUCACAAAGUCGUUUGCAAAAGGAGAUGCACAAGAUCAAGCCCUUCAAGAAAUAUCAUCUUAUAUGCAUACAGAUCUGUAUAACAAGAAGUACGUCUUCAUUGUUUCGCCUUUGGAUUCCGUUACAUGCCCUCUCGCGGUAUGUGCUGUCUGCCCAACCGAAUGCACUAUAGCCGUCAGCGGAGUGGGCGAAUCGCAUUUGCGAAUGCAGGAGUUUCUAUCGAGUAUGAUUGUCGCCAUCCAACCCAUUAUACAACAAGAAAAAUCUGGAUACGCUGUGAAGUUGAUGAGACUGCUCCCGAUUCACCCCCCUCCUGAUGAUCUAUGCCUUUUUCUCGCGCGCAACGCCUUUAAACUAAUCGGAAACGAGACGGAAUUGCCUUCGUUCGGGAUCGACCGAAAGAAUACAGGAAAGGGAUUCCUGGACGAAUGGCAUGCAAUAAAUGCCAAAGACGUCGAGGAUGUUGACGUUGAGGACGUUGACGAUGAGGGAGACAAGGAUGAAGAACGUCCUGAAGCCAACUGGAAAGACGACGAAGACUCGUCAAAAUUCUUCGACUUGGAUGACUUGGACAAUAGAAUGUCCAAAAUUGACUUGGGGGAUGACGCUAGGGUCAAGGCCAUCGUUGCCAGUGCCUUGAAGGAUGGGGAAAGAGAUGCCAUGGUAUUGACAGAUGAUCAUGAAACACUCAUACUUGGCGAUCUUCCUGACAAUCAAGCUUCAGUGACCAUGAUGAUGAGCGAUCCCGAAAUCUAUGAAGCAGUCCUCACUUUCCGGGCCCGCAUACAAGAAGUCGUCGACCGACUUGUGGUAUUCGCCCUUUGUUUAGAAUAUCCGAAUGAGCUUCCUGUUUUUCAAGUCUUUGCCAUGUUCUGUAUGGCUAACGCGGACAAAAACCAUAGAAGUAGACUCGUUCGGUUACUGACACAUGCGUCGGUGAUCCCAAUUGGACUCCAGUAUACACUGGGAUUACAGAAAUGGACUGUUGAUCAGUUCGAUGUAAUGACCAAGCUCGUUGCGAACGAAACCAAGCACUUCCUUACAGCCUAUGGAGGCGUAGCACACUGCUCAAAUAUGGUUACUUUCUUCUAUGCCGGUAGCGCAUCAUCGACCAUUUAUUCGAAUUCUCUGGUGGGCGAGUCCAGAAGGAUGAGGGACCAUCACACCAUGAUGCAGAAAGGUCCAGAGAAUAUUAGAGAACUCCGAAAGCGAGGUGAUGGACAGUGUCUAUUUGUUCACGAGAAGAUGGCCGAGUCUGGCGAUGACUGGUUCUUCUUUCCCAUGUUCCGAUAUCCUCUCAAGCAUGACGACCCAACGGCUCUGCACAAGAGUGCCUUGGCUCUUUUCGCAGAGAACUGUAUGAUGAUCUUUCUUUCCUGCAAUAAGAAGAGAUACACUACUCGCAAGCAUGGAAACCAAUGGUUCGCAGAUGUCAGUCACAAGAUCUUACACACCCUGAGGCCGAAGGACUUCCCAGUUCCUCCAUGGGAUGGUGCCAACAUCGCCUUGCCCAUGUUACAGUCGCCUAGCUGCAUGUGGAAUCUCUUUAAUGGUCGGCUCAAGAAUGUUCAACUUACUCCAGCUUUGCAGGCUACGUUAGAACGACAUUUCCAGUCCGAUCCUCGACCCUGGCUUUCCUUCGACACAUCACGCCUUAUAUUGAAGGAACACGGGUACACCGCUGGGCCACCCAGUAUCCGAGCUCUCGCAGACUUUUAUGCAGGGCUCUUGAAGAAACACGGCAUAGAGUAUGAGAACAAGCACCAGAGAUACCUGCAGAGAUAUUCUGUACUAUAUGUGGGUAUCAUCAAAGUGGUUGAGGACUUGGGGCAAGUGAGGCGUUCUGUUGACGGUAGUUACAUGUUUGAUGCAGAUAAUGUGCCGUGGGACAAAGUGGCACAAGUCGCUCAAAGCUUGGUGUCUGACGACCAACGUGGAAACUACUCAGCAGACGCUUGUAAGUUACUGUACAAGAGCCACAAGAGUGCCUAUUUUAAGCAGCAGGUCUUAAACCCGAGUAACUGGGAGAGAUUGAGACUCGGCGUCCCAGAAGCAUUUGCGCACACUAGGCCAAGAGCAAGAUUUGGAAAACGCAUGAAUGACAGGAUCUGGGUCGUUUGUCGGCAUUUCCUCUACAAUCACCUGGUAACAGCGCAAAAAAUUGAGGAGACAGACGACAACUCCAUCCGACUUCGUUUCAUCGAACGCGCAAGAGUGGAAUUUUUACUGGAGGAAGUUAUCGAACAGCUGCAGAAAGAUGUCGCCCUCGAUCCUGAGAUCCGUAGCGCCGAGGGAGCAUGGGAGAACGAGUCUCUCAAGGCAAAGAUCAUGUGGGAUCUUUAUUCUGGCUAUCACGAGCUUGAGACUGGAGUGCAUCGAGACAUAUAUGUUUCGACAAAGCAAAGGAAGGAAUCGGAACCUGACAAGCAAGAUCCUGGAACAAGAGCAAAAUUGGAGCGCCUUAUGGCCAGCCAUGUUGACCCUGGUCUGGUGGCUGCCCAGACGGCUCCCCGAAUGAGCACUGGCACUCCAGAGACCUCUUAUCAGAUAGGGCCUGGUGAUGUCGAGCCCUUCACCGCGUUCCAGCUACAGGACAAAGGCCAUGGAGCACCAAAAGUCUUGUUUCAAGGCCGCUCAGGGCAGCUUGCCUCAGGCAGUAACUCGAGUACACUGCCACCUCGCCAGUCAACAACCCGAAAGAAUAGGGCCCCAUGGGUCGAUGAUAUCUGUCCGGAUUGCGGUGAAAAGGUAGAAGCCGGCAAUGCAAGAGCUGGGCACAAACGAAAGUGCUUAGGCAGGUGUGACCGAUGUACACAAGAGGGCCUGGUUUGCAAGCUGGUAAAAAAUGGCCGUGGCACCUGUGAAGAGUGCUACAACAACUCCCUCGAAUGCACAAGACCAUACAUUACCACAAUGGGUCUUUUUGGUGCUGGUAUUUGCGAAAGGUGUGAAGAGUGGAAGCGUGAUGUGAAACGGCAUCAGAAAUCAUGCGAUGGCUCCAUUGAACCCGGUGACGGCUUUGAAUCGCGUAAAAAAACAUGCGAGGAUUGUGAGGCACAAACAACAGAGUUGCCAUGGCAGGUGCACCAACUGCAAGAAUCGGGAGCCUUUGGGGUCUUGCACGCGCUUGACAAGCUCAAAAGAAUCAUGCAAAGAGUGUAA